Molecule: messenger RNA, 213 nt
Organism: Capronia coronata CBS 617.96
Lineage: Eukaryota; Fungi; Ascomycota; Eurotiomycetes; Chaetothyriales; Herpotrichiellaceae
Exons: 1
Coding region: 1-213 (70 amino acids)
Source: RefSeq, a predicted model, not a curated record
AUGUCAAUGGAAGCUGGACCGACACAAGGCCCUGCACGAGAUCGAGGGUACACCUUUGUCACCAAGUCAGUUUUCCGGAACAAGAGCGACAUGGACUUUUAUGAGAAAGAGUGCCCGGCGCACGAGGGUUAUAAGGCAUUUUUGAGAGAGAAUGCUCCGGUGGAGGAUCUUACGACAGUCUGCUUUUCUCCCGAAGUCACCUUUGCAUUGUGA